Molecule: messenger RNA, 1006 nt
Organism: Tuber aestivum (summer truffle)
Lineage: Eukaryota; Fungi; Ascomycota; Pezizomycetes; Pezizales; Tuberaceae
Source: the annotation of a GenBank genome assembly
AUGUGCGGUAAGGUACCCACAGACCCGGAUAUCGUAAUGCCGGGUAAAAAGGAGAAAUAAAACACCAGCGAACCCCUAUUUUCAAUGCUUAAACAUCUAAAAGCAGGAACCAGAGAGAAGGAAGAAAGAGUACUCCACAACAAAUACAUAACUUAUUCUACUUCCAGCGCAUACAUCGUUUCCUUCCAAGGAUACCUUAAGCCUAAGCACAGGUUCCCCCUUCCUCUCCUUGCAUUUCUUCCAUAUCCGCCUUUUGUUUUUCAACCCCCACAAGCUUCCCUGGAACCACAAUCCUUCCUAAGCCAUGACGAUUCUUAACUAGGCCUGUCUUUCAGGUGUCGAACCCUGGGUAUCCUGUUCCAACCACCCCCAAUCUUGCGUGCUGGCCUUAUCGAAAUAGCGGAGGAUAUGGUCGAAGUCGCUUUGUAGGUUCUUCAAGCCUACAAGAAGCGCCACGUAUGAUAGACUGUCUAGGAAACUUAGCCAGCUGUAUACGUGGGCAGAAGUUCGAUCUAGAACAAACCGUCAAGCGCUGUGUCGAAAUCGACCCAUCAGAACUCCCCCCGAAAGACCAAGAUGACCACAACCUCCUACAAAAAAUGCCACUCCUGGUAGCAGGGAAAAUGGAAAGCCUACACCUGAACCCUAGAUUAAAAGAUAUCAUGAGCGCAGUUUAGGAAGUCAUCCACCCAUUUCCCAUUUAUUUUUUGUUCUACUCCACUCUGCAGUAAUUGGUUAAUUUACUUAUACUGGACAAGCAAGUACAAGCAAGUACCUGCAGCCCGCUGCACCGGAGACCGAGGAUUGGUAGCAUGAGCAAUUGGUUACCGGCGAGGGAACCUCAAGUGGAAAUACGACGAGCUGGCUAAGUUGUAUUGCAAUCAAGUUGGAACACGGAAACACGACACGGAGUCGGGCACCCCAGUAAUGGGGGAGAUGUACUUUCCGCUCAAGGCGCAUAUCAAUAGGUGUAUUUAUAAAUACCUAUUGCGCCGCCCACUCCCUG